Messenger RNA from Fraxinus pennsylvanica, 399 nucleotides. The record is from the annotation of a GenBank genome assembly. NCBI's taxonomy places the organism in Eukaryota, Viridiplantae, Streptophyta, Magnoliopsida, Lamiales, Oleaceae.
AUGUUUGGGAGGGCACCGAAGAAGAGUGAUAACGCCAAGUUCUACGAGAUCCUUGGCUUUAAGGAGCUUGCUCAUGCUUAUGAGGUUUUGAAUGAUCCGGAGAAACGUGAGAUCAACGACCAGUAUGGUGAAGACGCGCUCAAGGAAGGAAUGGGUGGCGGCGGUGGCAUGCAAUACCCAUUUGAUAUCUUCUCUUCCUUCUUUGGUGAGAGUCCAUUUGGAGGUGGUGGUAGCAGUAGGGGACGGAGGCAGAGAAGGGGUGAGGAUGUUGUACAUCCAUUAAAGGUCUCUCUUGAAGAUCUUUAUGUUGGGACCACCAAGAAGCUCUCUCUAUCACGAAAUGUUCUUUGUUCGAAGUGUGAUGGGCAAGGAUCAAAAUCUGGAGCUUCAAUGAAGUGA